This is a messenger RNA of Gordionus sp. m RMFG-2023, 3711 nucleotides long. Its product is annotated as PAN2-PAN3 deadenylation complex catalytic subunit PAN2-like. NCBI's taxonomy places the organism in Eukaryota, Metazoa, Nematomorpha, Gordioida, Chordodea, Parachordodidae. The record is from RefSeq and is a predicted model, not a curated record. Gene Ontology annotation, cellular component: PAN complex; P-body. Gene Ontology annotation, biological process: nuclear-transcribed mRNA poly(A) tail shortening. The coding region runs from base 28 to 3666 and encodes 1212 amino acids. Gene Ontology annotation, molecular function: poly(A)-specific ribonuclease activity; nucleic acid binding; protein binding. The transcript has 22 exons.
UGAAAGAUUUGAGAAAUGAGAACAUAAAUGAGUGCUCUUUACUCAAUGUAUAUUGAAAAUAAAUUCCCCGAGUAUCAAUAUUUAUAUACAGUACAGAAUGAUGAAGGUUCUGGAUAUGGAAUAAGUGCAUUACAUUUUGAUUUGUAUGAGGAGUUAUUAUGGGUUGGGAAUCAAGAGGGUCAUGUAACAUCAUAUUUUAGUGACCAUCUACUAAAAUAUACAUCAUUUCAAGUAUACCAUUCAGAAGAUAUAAAGGUCCUAUUGACUAAUGAUUUUGGACUUUUUGCUUUAACUUCAAAUAAUUUGAAAUUAAUAACAAGACAAGGAAUUCCUCAAAUGACCUUAAAGUUAAGUAAUGAUACAAUUUUUGAUGCUAAAUGCAUGGUUGAUAUUGCCCAAUUAAAUUAUCCAUAUAUCUUAAUAGGUGGUCAUAAUAAUAAAAUACUUGUUAUUGAUAUAAUAAACCUUAACUUAAAAUCAGAAUAUGAGCUUGAAGAAUCAUAUAAUUCAUGUGAUCUUAUGAAAAUGAAUGAUAAAAGUAUUUUUACUUCACACCCAAAUGGGAAGAUAUGUGUGAGAGAUGCUUCUGAUUUCAAAGUUCAACAUGAAUUUUCAACUCAUCAAAGUGCCAUUUUAGAUUUUGAUGUUUCUGGCAAUACCAUUGUUGCCUGUGGAUUUUAUGAAAGAAAUGGAAUGAUAAAUUAUGAGAGAUUUAUAAAAGUAUUUGACAUAAGAACUUAUAAAACUUUACCUCCUAUUCAAAUAAAUAUUGAUCCAUUUACUCUCAAAUUUCUGCACACCUACACUGAAAGAUUGUUGGUUUUAGCUCAAAAUGGUAACUAUCAAUUGAUAGAUCCAAAAGCUGGUUCAAAUGCGCCAUCUAUUAUAUACAAUUUUGACACUCGAGGUUCUCUUUUAACUUCCAUUGCUCUUUCCUCUAACAAUCGAGUUUUAGCCCUAGGGGAUAUAAACGGAACGGUUCGAACCCACGACACGGAUCAUAAUAAAACAAUCUCCACUCCCCUUACCUUCAACUCUUUUUCCCGCCCAGCCCUAUUUCCUGACCCGCAGCCCCGACAAUCUCAUUCUGGUCUUGUUCCUCAAGACUACCUGCUCCCCCCGGAAUUUAUUUUAUCUGGCGCGCCCUUGGCUUCCGAUUGGCCAGCCCGGUUUGUGAGGAAAUACGAUCGUAAAAGCUUGUCCAUUGACGAAGAAUUAUUAAAAAACAUGAAGGUAUCCCAAUUUGUAGGAUAUGUUCCCAAUCCUCCAGGUAGAAUCACAAAUCUUGUCCCUUAUGAUAAAGCCAUUUUAUCUCUGCAAGAAAAAGAAGCAGAAAAUUAUGCCUACUACGAUCCUCUAUAUCAAAAAAUCUUUCCUUCAGCUCCUAUAUAUUACGACGAAUUUGUUGGGGUAAACAGGCUUAAGGAAACGAGUAAACCUGAAGUUACAUCUAGGUUGGGAAACAAAGACUCGAAUUCUCUGGAUUCUAAAAAUUUGCAUUCACUUGCUCAAGAUUCAAAAUCUUUAAUCUUAGUGCCCCAGAUUUACGGAAAACAAAAAAUACGCACCGCAUGGAAACCGCCCCAUAGCGAAAAGAUUAAUUUUCGCAAUUACAAUCCAACCCCAUUUCCGACACUCCAAUUUAGUUCGCAUAACACUUAUAUCAACGCACUUAUACAAAUCCUAUAUUUCAUAGUCCCGUUCCGAUCUCAUAUCCUCAACCAUCUAUGCACCAAGGAGUAUUGCAUGAGUUGCGAACUAGCAUUUCUAUUUCACAUGAUGAACAUGGCAUCCAAUAAUGAACCUUCUCAGCCACUUAACUUAGUACGCGCCUUUAAAAAUCUUCCAGAAACUUCGGCUUUAGGCUUAAUUCUAGAAGAGAAAGAACAACACAGAGUCGGGAAAUUAAUGAAAACGGAUCACGUUUCAACUCUCAUCCAAAAUUUUAAUCGUUUUAUCCUACCCCAGAUGCAUUCAGAGACGGUGGCGAUAACUCAAAAUGAAAAAUCCCCGGACUUUCGCGAUUCGCCAAAGAAUAAACCCGAUCAUUCAUCGAUCCAAUCGAAAUCUCCCAUUCAACAAUUAUUUAUGUCGGAAAUGGAAAAUGUCCUGACUUGUUGCGAAUGCAAUGUUUCAUUUACCAUCACAUCUCGCCCUUAUUGUUUUACUUUCAAAUAUCCGCCUUAUAGGAAUAGUAGCAUAGAUGCAGAAACUAAUGAUAGAACAUUUGAGGAUUUCGUUGAAAAGGCCAUUCUUUACGAACAAAACGUCCGUUGUUAUUGCGAAUCCUGUAAAAAGUUUCAACCAGUGACUCAGGUCAAAAAGAUAGACCGUUUAGCUAACGUUCUAAUUCUCAAUUGCCAAGCGAACACUCCUGAGAAAUUAGGUUUUUGGGCUUCAAAAAGCGAACAAAUUUGUAAUUCUCAUGACUCUAAUUGUAAUUCUUGGAUAUUGCCUAAAUUGGAACUUAAGUCUAACGAAUUUAAUGAACCUUACAUGUACGAAUUGCUAGCUAUAAUCGCUGAUGUUUCAGAGCCCGAAAAAGGUUCUCAUUUAGUGGAUUUGAUUUGCUUAGAGGAACCUGAAGUAUAUCCCGUUAGUAAAGCAUGGUACCUUUUUAACGAUUUUUGCGUAUUCAAAGUUAGCCAGGAAAACGCCUUAGACUUUUCCCCAUGUUGGAAACACCCUUGCGCUCUCUACUACAUUAAAAGUCAGUUGAACGAAAAUGUAUCAGUUAGCGUCAAAAAUCCAAUCGAUUUCUCUACAGUCUCUCGCCUUUUAUCGGGCCCUAAUUUACUAGAAUCAACGAACAAUGCUGACACUAAUAACGCUAAUUUUAAUAAAAACAAAGAAACGUGUCCAACGAUUGCUAAAGGGAUAUUAAACCCCGGAGUUGUCCCGCUUGAUUUUAAGGUCGAGACUAACCUCGACCCGGCACAUUUUUUUAUAUCGCUUGAUGCUGAGUUUGUGGUGCUUAAUCAGCAAGAGGCUCACCUUCAUAGCGAUGGCAGUCACACCACUAUAAAGCCCGGUCGAUUAGCAUUGGCUCGUAUUACUUGCGUUAGGGGUUUUUUCAACUCUUCCUCUAGGAACUCCCAAGAAGAACUCACUAAUAUCACUCCUCAACAACAUAAUGAGUCCGCGGUCAAGAACGAAGAAAAUAAGCUCGAAGGAGUUCCCUUUUUGGACGAAUACAUUUGCGUUCCCGGUAAUCAAGUGGCUGAUUACGUGACAAAAUACAGCGGAAUUAGGCACGGCGACCUCGAAGUUCAUACUAGUUCUAAAAAUCCCAUCGGACUUAAAUCGGUUUACAUUCAAUUAAGGUACCUGGUAGAUUGUGGCUACACGUUUUUGGGUCAUAAUGUUACAAAGGAUUUUCAAAUCAUCAAUAUCACGGUACCACAAACUCAAAUAAUAGAUACGGCUAUCUUAUUUAGUCUACCCAAAAAACGUUCGAUUUCCUUGAAAUUUUUAGUAUGGUAUUAUUUCGGUAAAAUUAUCCAACAAGAAACACAUGAUUCUGUUGAAGAUGCGGUAUGCACCCUUAAGCUGUACAAGCUCUAUUUAGAAUUAACGGAAAAAUUGAGUGCUGAAAAAUUUGCUCAAAAUCUUAAAGAUCUAUAUCAAAAAGGCCAUUCUUGUAAUUGGGAAAUUCCUAGUUCGUGAUUCAAUCAUUUUUUUUAUGAAAAAUAACAUAUCGAUAAAUUAUAA